AUGAAGGAAGGUGUGAGCAGACUUCAACUUGGAAUUUUGCCAAAGAUUUCUAAAGCAACAAUUAGUGCUAAUAGUUUCACCUCAACUCUUAAAAUAAUCGAAAAACCGAGUGAGCAUGGAAAGACUACGAUGACGGAGAAACAAGAGCAAAUUAGUGACCGUGGGAAGGGAGUUGUUUCCCCUUAUGACCUAAAUGCAAGUGACAACCCGGGGGACGUGAUCACCUAA
Molecule: messenger RNA, 228 nt
Organism: Dovyalis caffra
Lineage: Eukaryota; Viridiplantae; Streptophyta; Magnoliopsida; Malpighiales; Salicaceae
Source: the annotation of a GenBank genome assembly